AUGGAAGAGAAAAGAAUUUAUUACAAGAUCCCUCUCAAAAGAGUUAAAGCCACUACUACUACUGAAAAGGGAGGUAGUAAUCUACAUAUUGUUGGUAUUAUAGAUGCUUCAGGCUCUAUGAGUUCUUGGUGGAAAUGGAUUGCUGAAUUUUGGAAUUCAGAAUCAAUUCCUAAGGAAAACUUACACACAAUUACAUUUGAUGGUACUGCUCGUCACUGCUAAUCAAAUGUUUUGAGUACUAGAAUUCAUGAUCAUGGUGGUGGUAUGACUGCUAUUCCUGAAGCUUUCAAGAUGUUUGAAACUGUCUUAGACUCAAUCCCUGUUAAUGAGAGUGUUACUGCAAUCUUCAUUUCUGAUGGUCAAGACAAUAACCUCAACACUUUAGAAGAGAGAAUGAAGAAGCUAAAGGGCAAUCAUGAGAACAGAAAGAUUAACUUCAUCUGUCUUGGUAUUGAAAGUGGAUUCCCUACUUUCUUGAGUAUGAGAUUACGUUAACUCUAUCAUUAGGGUGAUGAAAAUAUUCCAGCUUUAUAUUUGAUUGAAUACGUAUCUGAAAAGGCCUUUUUCAACAAAUUUGAAGGAAUGAAAAAUUACUUCUACUCUGCUGGUGCUAUUAAUUUAGACCCUCCUGUCAUGAUCUAUCCUUGGGAUGAAACUGUCGUUGCUUCAGCCUAUGAAGGUAGUUGGGUCAUUGUCAAGGGAGAUGAACUCACUUUAGACGAUUCUGAAACUAUCAAGGUUGAAAAAACGGAAUUAAGUGUAGAAGAUGCUGUUGAAAUAUUUAGAGGUUGGAUUCAAAAAUUAUAAAUUUUGUCCUUAAAUGACCCUGCAUCUGCUAAAUCAAGUGCUGUAAUUGCAGUUAGGGAAAUGCAAAUUGUUAUUGACCAACUAAAUAAGACUUAUGGCUUAGAAGAUAUUAGACAAGUAACUGAAGAUUUAAUUAAUGCUACUCCAAACUUCGGUUUGAGAGCUAAGUAUAACUUCAUUUGGCGUUACGGAUCAAAGAUUGGAUGGUUCUUCACUGAAGUUGACAAUUUGGCUAAGGGUGUCUCAGCCAAGCAAUCUUCCGAAUUUGAAGCUGCCAAGCGUAUGAACAUAGGUACAAUUACUGGUAAGCACUAGUAGAAGGCUUUGGCAUUAAAGAAUAUCACCUAAUCAGAAUUUAACAAAAUAAAGGAAGAAUUUAUUGCUACUCUUCAAACUUAAAAGAAGCAUGCUGCAGAGCAAUUAAGUUUGUUGGAAAAAUUGAAAGAAAAAUCAUUGAAGCCUUAUGAAGAAGGAGCAAUUUCAAUUGCUAAGAUGUUGGCUAAUGUUGAUGAUUUUAUUCAAGGCCUAAACUACUGCAAAAAUCAAUAUGAUCUUUGUGAAACUUUACCUCUAUUUGGAUUGGCUUGUAAGGUAAAGAGAAAUGAAGGAUUUGAAAGCAACCCUCGUCUUGUUGAUUUCAAGAGUAUCUACAUCAAUAACUAGUUAGAUGUUUCUGCCUUAACUAACUAGUUUUGGAAUAUUCCCACAGACAUUAAUGGAGAUAAAGUAGAAUUAAAUGGAAUCUUACCCUUGUUUAGAAGAGAACAAGCUGCUUUCUUACGUCCUCUCUUGAGAACUCGCUUGAUGAAGUUCAUAAAUACCUACUUGCUCACAUGCAAUUUCGAUCUUUUGGAAGAAAAUGCUUACUUGAAUGCCCUUUCUUCUGCCUUAAUUGUUGCCUAUCAACCUCAAAAUCUUUCUAUUAGAUCAGUUGUUACUGAUUUAAUCUUUGAAUCUCUUGAAGUUUAUUAUGAUGAGGAUAAGAAAUUCCAAAAUGUUCAAGAUGAACUAAGUGCUGAUCCUAAUAAGGUUGUUUUGGAUUAUAAGGAUAAUAUUGAUGAACUAUUCUUGUACAUCUUCUUCGCCUAAAGAAGCAAGAGAAUGGACAGUGAUCAAUUAGAAGAUAUUAUGAAUAAGGUUAAGGUUCUUUUCUUCUCAUCCGCUGUAGCCAAGCAUGGUCUCUACAGUAUUAUAAAGCCUGACUUCGAAUCUAUUGGUAUGGAUGCUGUUGAAGAGUAAUUGAAAAAGUAAGUUAACUCCUUCUUCUCUCUUUCUGAUUUCAGAAAGGGAUUUAGCACUUGCUUUACCGACUUUGCUAAGAAGGCCGCUUCUUAGAAGUUACACAUCUCCAAGAAAUUGAUAUAUGAUGACGAAAUUUCUAAAGUACCUCUUCGUUUGAUUGAGGCCCUUUUAGAUGACUAUCAAAAGAGUAAAAUAGAGGUUACAUAGAUGGAAGUAGAAAAAUCUUCAAGUUCUGGAAAGAUGAUGGAAGAGCCAAAGGAUGGUGAAGAAUCAGCUGAAAGAAAGGCUCUCUAUGUAGACUACAUAUACUUAGCCAGCCAUGUUCACAAAUAUCCAUUGAAUGAAGCUUUCUCUAAUCCUGUCGAGAAGGAUCUCGAAAGUAUCAAAUAGCAAGUUAUAGCUUCUGUUGAUGAGGCAUCUAUCAAGAAGAUCAAAGGUUUUAACGAACUAUUCAAUAAGGUAGAAGAGCAUUAUGUUAAAGUAUUCAUAGAAUAGCAUUGGAAUGUUCAACCCAUCAAUAAAGAAUAGCUCAUCAAAUACUGUGAGGAAAAGGAAGUUGUUUUUGAUACACUCCAAUUCGAUGAAGCUUCUUUGUUAUGCAAGAAUGCUUGUAUGAGUCCAUUAUGUCCAUUCUUCUUGAAGACAUCUGAAAAAUUCAAUAGACAUCUUGGUGGUUGGUAAGGUAAGUUACCUCUUGGUUUCCACAGAUUUGUUAAAGCCAGAGCAAAUCAAACAGUGGAUAAACUCUAUCAAUAGGCCACAACUAAAUGGAAAGGUUUCCCUGCUAAGUUUAAUGUAACACCUGAAUUUGCUAAAGAUUAUAUUUCAAAAACCCUCUCAAGUUACGUUGCUAAGUGA
Messenger RNA from Tetrahymena thermophila SB210, 2907 nucleotides. RefSeq names its product zinc-binding dehydrogenase family protein, putative. Lineage: Eukaryota; Ciliophora; Oligohymenophorea; Hymenostomatida; Tetrahymenidae. The record is from RefSeq and is a predicted model, not a curated record. The transcript has a single exon.